UUACAUGGAGUAUUUAUCUAAGAUCAGUUCAUAGUACACACGUCCAAAAUGGCUGCCGCUAGCACGUAGUAACAAGCAUACUAAUGUUUUUAUUCUCGGUUUUUGAGGGAGUUUAUCGUUUAUGUGUUGAGUGGGAUUGUAUAAUAUAGAAGUUGUUUAGUUUUGUUGCUGCUUAUAUCAAAGAUGGCUCCUAAAAGAAGAAACAAGCAGAGAUACCAUCCAUACGGCGAAAGCGCGCUUCUUUCCGCAGAAACCUUGCAGUUCAUCGAAGAAGAAACGACGAGAUUAUACAACAAGAGAUUUACGCUCAAGGCCAAAGACAAGCAGUGCGAGCUACCGAGUAGUGAACUCCUCUUCACUACUACACCAGAAACAAUUAAUGUUUUACAGGAAAUGAAGAGGAAUCUCAACGAAUCCAAGAGCAUGUUGAAUGACAUCGACAUAGUAGAAUGGCACCAACACACGCGACGGACACACAAGGCCGGGCUUGUAGUCAAGACAUUACGAGAGACAAUGCGCGCAGAGAUGUGCACCCAAGCCUUUGCAAAGCUUUACGAAGUCCUAGCUUCUUACAACGUAGUCCCAACCGAGGCAGUAUCUUCGAAGAAGUUGUACAGUGUACAUUUGUGUGAAGCACCAGGGGCCUUUAUUGCAGCCACCAAUCAUUACCUCAGGAACCACCAUCCCGAUCUAGAAUGGGCGUGGCUGGGGGCUACAUUGAACCCCUACUAUGAGGGGCAUAGCCCUAAAGCCUUGCUUGAUGAUGACAGGUUUAUUGUGGAAACGCUACAAAACUGGGACUUUGGUGCUGAUGGGACAGGCGAUUUGAUGCAACUUGAAAACCUCAACCACCUUGCAGAGGCGUGUCAAGGGAAAGUGCAUUUGGUAACAGCUGAUGGCAGCAUUGACUGCUCAGAUGAGCCAGAGGAGCAAGAAAAUGCCGUCAGCCAGUUAAUAUUUUGUGAAGCUGUCACAGCGCUGACAGUUCUUGCUACAGGAGGCUGUUAUGUGUUCAAGAUGUUUACCACUUUAGAGCACCAUAUGGUGUGUUUGAUGUACUUGAUGUGCUGUCUGUUUGAAGAAGUCCAUGUCAUUAAACCUGGUACAAGUAAAGGUGGCAACUCAGAAGUAUACAUCACAUGCUGCGGUUACACUGGGAACCUUAGCCCUCAGUACCACGAAAUAUUGUAUACAGCAUACCAACAAGACACAGCAGAGAAGGUUUUGUUCCCACUUAAUUCCAUACCAAGAGAAUUCCUGUAUUUGAUAAAAGAAUGCCAAGAGUACUUUAUCAACUUGCAAAACCAGGAAAUAAGUAUGAAUAUUCAGUAUUUUCACCAUAUGAACAGACUUGAGAAGAAACAACUUUUUCAUCUGAGAAAGCAGGCUGCAGGUUAUUACAUGGAGAAGUUUGGAGUCCAGCCAAUUGCAGAAGAAGAACGUGUUGUCUUGGGUGCAUAUCUGGAUGGAACUCAGCUGAGUUUUACUAGAGGCCCUUCAUUUGAUGUCCCUAUCAAAGAGCCCUUUUGUGGGAGAGGGAAAACUGGGACUUACAAUGAGAGACAUGAUGUUCGGUAUUGGUCAUGGCUAGAAUCUAUGCAGAGGGAUGGAGUCUUUGUAGGAAAAACAAUAUUGCAUUCAAGUCUCAAGGAACUCGUCCAAACAGCAAACGGGAAUUCUCAGCUGAUCCCUUUAACACCUGAAGAUGUGGAAUGGCUGACAUCGCCCAUAACUCCACUGCAAUGCACAAGCGAAAUGCUUCAGACGUCAAUUGGAAAACCCAUCGACCAAGUAAGAAACUCGCGUUUUUGUACACUGACCUAUGUAUCCAAGCUAAUCGAGGCUAAGAACGAAGCAAUGAUCCUCAGAGCCAAGAAUGCAGACGAUUUCAAGAGAAUAACACAAGGAACAAGCCCUAUGUGGUUAUCUUGCGAUGCUAAGAAGCUAGACCAUUACUGCAAUUUACCAAGCUUGAUAGAACUUGAGAAAUUGGUAUCGUUUACUAAGGGCGUCAAGAACAUCGCUGCUGUUACAGUAACGGGUCAUUCUGGCUGUGACUGUGCUGCAAGGUAUUUGAAAUCAUGCAAUCUUCAAGUUAAGAUCUCGUCCCAAGGGAUGCAACAGUCGGAGCAUGGAAUCUUUGGGAGCAGGAAGAGACAAGGAAAUGGAGGACAGCCAUCAAGCGACCAACUUCCUUCAGAGAUAAACAUAGCGAGACAUGCAAUAAAGAUCAGUGAGGAAUCUGAGAAACGCAAAAUGAGUGAAGAAAGAGGGCCAUCAGGAGAUGGUCUUGUUGGUUUGGUCGUUUCUCUUAUUGGCUCAAGAGCUAGCGCUGAUCAAGCAAGUCUGAGGGAACCAAAAGAACUGCUAAACAAGAAACAGCUCCUUCAACAGUGCGUCUUCGCUCUCAGAAAUCUUAGCACUGGUGGCACGUUCGUCUGCCAAGUCUUUGAUACCCUGACACGAUUCUCUGUUGGGUUGAUCUACAUUUUGCAUUACCUGUUCAGCCGUGUAGCGAUAGUAAAGCCAGUUAUCGAUCAUCUAUGGUCUCCGGUGAGAUACCUUGUAUGUGAGGGUUACCAAGACAGGAAUGAAGAGGUGGUGACGUACUUAGAAGGAGUGCUGGCUAAUUUCGCGGAAACAGCAAAUCAAAGUAUAGGAGAAAAUAGGUCUACCAAUCAGAUUUAUGAUCCAAUUGAUUUAUCCGAUGAAGUUUCUAAGAGUACUAAGAAUGUUAGCCAAGUCGAAGCUGUCUUCACAUCUAAAGAGUUUGUCCGGAAUGAAACAAGUAAAAACUACAAGUUGGAGAUACUGGAACUCAUUCCAAUGUCUUACCUUUAUGAGAACCGGUUUUACCAGUUUGUGAAAAAAGCGAACGAGAGGUUAUCUCACCUCCAAAUCCAAAGUCUAGUACUUCUGGAGAUGUGCCAUCAGGAACCACAUCUUGAGGAAGCUUUGAAUGAACUAAUGGCCAAGGCAACAAGUGUGAGGUGUUAAGUCUACAAAACGUAGCAAGAUGUAAAGUGUAGAAACUGAAUUGCCCGAAGGUCAUGUUAGAGAUGUAGAGUCUAGAGACUGAAUGGGAUGCUCAUUCUCAGCUACCGAAAUUACACCAACUUUGUUGUAUCGUGGUAAUCAAUACCCUGACUAGUUCCAGGCGUUAAGUUUGGUUGCCAAGCACAGGGAAACCAAAUCCACAUGAUACACAAAUGUACGAUAAGGACUGGGCAAAAGUUUAUAGACUCCGUGUUUCGUUUGCUUAUAGGGUAGUCAGUUAAUAAGAACAUCAUUGAUCGUCUAUUUCCCUGCCCUGUUCCGUUUCAGUGAGUUUCUUUCACUGCUUUCAUGUCGUUGAUUGCGGUUCGAAAACUAUAUUAUACUUUGUCAAAACUGUAGUUUUCAUCUAAGGGGAUUUUUGUAGUUCACGUUUUAAAAAAGGGGUGGAGGAGGAGGGUCUACCAAGAGCCUUUCUACGGGUAGGCGCUGAUCAGACUCAAACCAGUCGUUAUGGAGAGCAGCGGAGAAGGACGAACCUUAAAUAUGUCUUGGGAAGUCUGUCGCCGAAAAGACGUUUACUGGGAAAGAUAUAGCCAUACCUGAUAUGUUAUUUCAUUUAUGUUUUUUGCAAUGGUGUCUACAUUUUCUACAUUGCAAAAGCCGUCCUCCAGUGUUUUUAGAGUUGGCAGCUUGAUGGAUCGACUUAACUACGAGUUCAUUUUUACAAUUCGACUAUACUAACGAGUUUAUAUUUGUUUACUAGUUGAGUAAAAUAACGUGUUAUGGGA
Nematostella vectensis (starlet sea anemone) is the source of this 3785-nucleotide messenger RNA. Its product is annotated as cap-specific mRNA (nucleoside-2'-O-)-methyltransferase 2. The coding region runs from base 184 to 2997 and encodes 937 amino acids. The transcript has 4 exons. Gene Ontology annotation, molecular function: methyltransferase cap1 activity. Lineage: Eukaryota; Metazoa; Cnidaria; Anthozoa; Actiniaria; Edwardsiidae. Gene Ontology annotation, biological process: 7-methylguanosine mRNA capping. The record is from RefSeq and is a predicted model, not a curated record. Gene Ontology annotation, cellular component: nucleus; cytoplasm.